Molecule: messenger RNA, 3186 nt
Organism: Lodderomyces orthopsilosis Co 90-125
Lineage: Eukaryota; Fungi; Ascomycota; Pichiomycetes; Serinales; Debaryomycetaceae
Gene: BBC1
Product: Bbc1p
Exons: 1
Coding region: 1-3186 (1061 amino acids)
Molecular function (GO): protein binding
Source: RefSeq, a predicted model, not a curated record
AUGUCCGAACCCGACGUCCCAUUUAAAGUGAAAGCAAUCUUCGACUACAAAUCCGAUUACGAGGAUGAUUUAAAUUUCGAUGCAGGCCAAAUUAUUACUAUCACAUCAAUUGAAAAUGAUGAAUGGUAUUCAGGCGAAUACAAUGAUAGAUCAGGAAUGUUUCCCAAGAAUUUUGUUGAAGUGUUGGUUGCUCCCGCCGUUCCCGCACUGAAUAGACCAACCAAAAAGCAUGAACCAGAAAAUGAAGUCAAGGGGCCAGCUAAGGUAAAUUCACCGCCAGCUGAAAAUGUGUCCGUCCAUCAUGUUGAGAAUAAGGGUGAAAUAAGUGAAGCGAUACAUUCCCCUCCUCCACAUUCGGAAUCACUGCAACCUUUGACUAAACAGAGUCCUACAGCUAAAGUUCCACUCCCUCAGGCUUUCCCCUCCAAGCCCAAGGAUCCAUAUAGUAUCAAAAAGCAAUUUGUAGCUGCUCCCACGUCCACCUACGUACCCAAGAUUCAGCCAAGGGAUGAAUCAAAUUUAGUUGCUCAUCCGGUUCAUGAAACUAAACAUCUGGAAGAUGUCGUAAAGAGUACACCUCAGGGCGAGCAUGCUGAAGAAGAAGAUUCUGGACCUAAAGUGUCUUUGAAGGAGCGUAUCGCUUUGCUUCAAAAGAAGCAACAAGAAGAAGCAGAACGUGAAGCUGCUGCAUUGAAAAGAAAAGAGGAGAGGAAGAAGAAACAAGCUGAGGAGAAAGAAAGGAUAAAACAAUUGAGGGAACAGAAGAGCGGAGAACAAAAGAUUGUGUCUCAGGAGGUUCCUGAAAAUAUCGAGGAUUCAGGUCCUGGUGGUGAGCACCACUCGAGCCCAUUGGUUCAACAUGACGGAGCUAGUGAGAACAUUCAUGCGCAUAAUGAAGACGAAGAUAUCGCUCAAAAUGAUGACGACGAAGUUGCUGCAGAUGAAUCAACAGGGGCUGUGGGGCAUAACGCACCAGCUGAAGAGGAAAACGAUUCAGAGAAAGAUGAAGGUGAAGAAGAAGGAGAGGAGGAGGAUGACGAAGAGUUGAAGCGUCGAAGACUUGUUGAGAGAAUGGCAAAAAUCUCUGGAGGAAGGAACAUGUUCGGUAUGAUGGGAAUGGCGACACCAUUUGGUGCACCAGGAACAGGAGAAGCAACGAAGAAGUCAAAAGCUGCUCAAAAAGAAGUUGAUGCGACUGACUCAUUGAAUGCUAAGAGAAGAAGCUCAGCGAAAGAUGUGGAAUCCACUGCCCCCCAUGUACCAGCAUCUCCUCCAGUACCCGUGUCUGCACCUUUGGUUCCGGGACCUGAUACAGUACAACAAGCUCCUGCCCCAACAUUGGGUCUCGCAGCUGAUGCCCAUCCAACAAUACCAGUCUCACGUCCAGAGGUUUCAGAGCACGACUUGACAAAGGUGAGCCACGAAAGCUCUUCAAUGGCUGAAGACGAUGAGCCAACAGAUUCAGAUCAAGCGGAGUUCAUAACACAGAAAGAUAUUGAUAAGCAAGUGCAUGAUAAUCACGAAAGAGCACAUGAUAGUACCACUGAGGAGCAUGCUAAUACAAUCACACUUCAAAAGCACCGUCCAUUUGAAGGUGAAGGUACUGGUUAUGAAGCUGAUGAGGAUUUAUCAGAUUUGUCCAAACCGCAAGAUCAUGGAUUGGGCGGAGUGGAUAAUAUUGAACAACGUCAUGAAACUGAAUUUAGCGAGCCAGAGGGUCAUGGUGUGAGGGUACCCCUCCCAUCUGAUUCUCAUGGGCAGCCAGAAACCCAAACAGUUCCACCUAUUCCCCAAAGGCACGGUUCCCAGAAAAGUACAGAUAGAGCAAGGCCACUUCCCCCAAUGCCGCCAAUUCCAGGGGCUAUGCCUAAUCCUGUGGACCAGGAAGCGAAAGCUGAGCGUCGAAGAUCCCACCCCGCUCCCCCUCCUCCCCCUUCUUCAACAUCUCCGCAACAACCUCAUAUUCCCACUUCCCCAUCGUUGUUGGCAGGUGAGAAAGAAAGGAACCAUUUAAUUGAUAGUAGCUCGGAGGAUGAGGACGACAAUAAUGCUUUUGAGUUAGUCGAGGAGCCACCACACCACUUUGCACCGCAAAAAGCUCAUACUGUUGCCUCUUCAAAUGAAUCUCGUUCUCACCCUAGAAGCGCACCUCCACCAAUUCCAGGAAACGUACCUCCCCCCCCUAUUCCUGGAAGUAUCCCCCCACCGCCGGUACCUGGAGCAGGUCCACCUCCUUCAAUUCCAUUCGGCGAGCCUCCAAAACGAGCAACGACUGAAGUUCCCCCUUUGAUGCAGACUUCGACUGGUGCUUCUGUAGGUUCGGUUCCAGGCAGGAAAUCAACUGACUCAAUGUCAAGAUCUAGAUCACUCAAGGGAAGUGGAGGGGAUCGAAAUCAAGCAGAGAUCACCUUGGAGCAAUUGGAGUUUGAAAUUGCCAAUAUCAAAUCAACAUCUACUUGGUGGUUAAAAAAUGAGUUGCCGGAAUCAUUGGUUACAAAGAUUGGCGUUGAGUUGAUCUACGAAGUUGACACCAAUAAAAUUCAUAAACGUGGCGGUAGAGCUACUGUUUAUCGUGACUACUAUGUUCUAUUCUAUGAUUUGUCACAAUUGAUUUUUGAAUUGGAGUUUGAAGAAAGUGACCCUAGAAAUACGAUACGUUUGGCCAACCAAUUUACGAAAUCUUAUCCAGCUAUUCGUAAAGACCAUUUGGAAAAUAAUCAUCGUGAAUUUGGUGGAGAAAUUGUUAAUACAGCUGCUCACUAUCUUGGAUCGAAAUUGGAUAGUAAUUUGGUCUCACACGUAUUUCAAAGUCCUCAGUUGAAAUCCAAAUUGUUACCACCAAUUGGCAACAAAUCCUAUGGUGUUACAAUUUAUAAGAACUUCAACAAUUCUAAUGUUUCUAAAAUUGAUGACAUUAAAGCUGGUGAUAUUUUAUGGAUCAAGAAUGGGAAAUUCAGUACCCACAAGGGAAUCAUUGGUAGUAAAUCUGUAACUGUUGGUGAUGGACUGGACAAUAGUACAUUUGCUGCAGUGAUUUAUGAUUUUGAUCCAAAGAAGGAGAAAUUCAAAGUUGUAGAACAAGAUGCCUCAGGACAUGUAAAGAAGGAAUCAUACAAGAUCGGUGAGUUCAAGAGUGGCAGAAUAAGAGUAUUCAGACCAGUGUCCAGACUGUAUGUAGAUUGGUAG